AUGUUUGAGGUCCUGGAAUGCCACGCGGCUCGUGGAGGUUUCGUGCGAGAGUUACAUCGGCUCCCUUUCUCACACAUCCGCGCCAGUGAUAGUCAUCCAUCUGGAACACACAACAUGCAAACAAACCCAGGUAAAAAAAAAAGCCGUGUAGUAGCGGGCAAAGAGGGGAAAGCAAGCAGAAGAAGCACAAUACCUAAGCCAUAG
Messenger RNA from Morchella importuna, 204 nucleotides. RefSeq lists its product as uncharacterized. The record is from RefSeq and is a predicted model, not a curated record. The transcript has 4 exons. NCBI's taxonomy places the organism in Eukaryota, Fungi, Ascomycota, Pezizomycetes, Pezizales, Morchellaceae. Bases 1 to 204 code for a protein of 67 amino acids.